This is a messenger RNA of Cariama cristata (Red-legged seriema), 11134 nucleotides long. RefSeq names its product ankyrin 3, node of Ranvier (ankyrin G) (gene ANK3). The annotation marks the transcript as partial. NCBI's taxonomy places the organism in Eukaryota, Metazoa, Chordata, Aves, Cariamiformes, Cariamidae. The record is from RefSeq and is a predicted model, not a curated record. The transcript is spliced from 23 exons. Gene Ontology annotation, biological process: signal transduction. Gene Ontology annotation, molecular function: protein binding.
CACCUGACCUUUCAGAGGGAGUUUGAUUCUGAUUCUCUCAGACACUAUAGCUGGGCUGCGGACACCUUGGACAAUGUUAACCUUGUUUCAAGUCCCAUCCAUUCUGGUUUCCUGGUUAGUUUUAUGGUUGAUGCACGUGGGGGUUCGAUGAGGGGUAGUCGCCAUCAUGGAAUGAGAAUAAUUAUCCCACCACGCAAGUGUACGGCACCAACCCGCAUCACCUGCCGCUUGGUAAAGAGGCAUAAACUGGCCAGCCCACCACCAAUGGUUGAAGGAGAAGGAUUAGCGAGUAGACUUGUAGAAAUGGGGCCAGCAGGUGCACAAUUUUUAGGCCCCGUCAUAGUGGAAAUCCCACAUUUUGGAUCAAUGCGAGGAAAGGAAAGAGAACUAAUUGUACUUCGAAGUGAAAAUGGUGAAACAUGGAAGGAGCACCAGUAUGACAGCAAACAUGAAGACUUAACCGAAAUACUCAAUGGCAUGGAUGAAGAGCUGGACAGCAUUGAGGAACUAGAGAAGAAACGUAUCUGCAGGAUCGUCACAAAGGAUUUCCCUCAGUACUUUGCGGUGGUUUCAAGAAUCAAGCAGGAGAGUAACCAAAUCGGCCCGGAGGGUGGGGUGCUGAGCAGCACGACGGUGCCGCGUGUCCAGGCGUCCUUCCCCGAGGGUGCUCUGACCAAAAGAAUCCGCGUGGGGCUCCAGGCUCAACCAGUUCCAGAGGAGAUUGUCAAAAAAAUCCUUGGAAACAAAGCAACUUUCAGUCCCAUUGUCACUGUGGAGCCAAGAAGAAGAAAAUUUCAUAAGCCGAUAACCAUGACCAUUCCUGUGCCGCCUCCGUCAGGAGAAGGUGUAACCAAUGGGUACAAAGGAGACACGACGCCCAGCCUUCGACUUUUAUGUAGCAUUACAGGAGGUACUUCACCUGCGCAGUGGGAGGAUAUCACAGGCACCACUCCGCUGACGUUUUCAAAUGACUGUGUCUCAUUCACAACCAAUGUUUCAGCCAGAUUUUGGCUCGCAGACUGCCAUCAAGUACUAGAGACUGUUGGGCUGGCAACACAGCUUUAUAGAGAAUUAAUAUGCGUUCCUUAUAUGGCAAAGUUUGUGAUAUUUGCCAAAAUGAAUGACCCUGUGGAAUCCAAUUUGCGUUGCUUCUGCAUGACUGAUGACAAAGUGGACAAAACUUUGGAGCAACAAGAGAACUUUGAAGAAGUUGCAAGAAGCAAAGACAUUGAGGUUCUGGAAGGAAAACCUAUUUACGUUGAUUGCUAUGGAAAUCUGGCCCCUUUGACUAAAGGAGGACAGCAGCUUGUUUUUAAUUUUUAUGCUUUCAAAGAAAAUAGACUGCCAUUCUCUAUCAAGGUAAGAGACACCAGCCAGGAACCUUGUGGUCGAUUAUCGUUUUUGAAAGAACCAAAGACUACAAAAGGACUGCCACAAACAGCUGUUUGCAACUUGAAUAUCACUCUGCCAGCACACAAAAAGGAAACAGAGUCAGAUCAAGAUGAUGAGACGGAGAAAGCUGACCGCCGCCAGAACUUUGUCUCCCUUGCUUUACGUAAGCGCUACAGCUAUCUGACUGAGCCUGGAAUGAAAACAGUUGAACGGAGUGCAGGAGCAACAAGAUCCCUACCUGCUACUUACUCAUACAAGCCAUUCUUUUCAACACGGCCAUAUCAGUCAUGGACAACAGCUCCAAUUACAGUGCCUGGGCAAACCAAAUCAGGCUUCACUUCCUUAUCAAGCUCUUCCUCUAACACUCCUACAGCUUCCCCAUUAAAAUCAAUUUGGUCUGUUUCUUCUGCUUCUCCAAUCAAAUCCACAUUAGGAGCUUCUACCACAUCUUCAGUUAAAUCUGUUAGUGAUGUAGCAUCUCCGAUUAGAUCAUUUCGGACAAUCUCUUCACCAAUAAAAACUGUGGUAUCGCAGCCUCCAUACAAUAUGCAGGUUACUUCAGGCUCUUUUGUCAAAGCUCCCGCAGUCACAGAAGCUGCUAGUCUAAAAGGGCUGGGAUCCACUACCACAGUCCCCUCUCGGACAUCUCCAGUGACUACAGCAGGAUCUCUCUUGGAGAGAUCAUCCAUAACCAUGACGCCUCCAGCAUCCCCCAAAUCCAACAUUAACAUGUACUCUUCAAGUUUGCCACUUAAAUCGGUCAUCACAUCAACAUCUUCACUUUUAUCGUCCCCUCUAAAGUCAGUGGUGUCACCUGCUAAGUCAGCAGUUGAUGCUGUUUCAUCCUCUAAAGUCAUGAUGGCCUCGUCUCUCUCGUCGCCAGCAAAACAUGUAGCUGGGCACACAGAUGUACCAUUGCUUAAUGGAUCUGUGUCACCUCUGAAAUACCCAUCUCCUGCCAACUUAAUAAAUGGAUCCAAAGCUGCAGCUGUUUUUCAAGACAAGAUCGCUGCAGCUGCACAUUCUGCAAGUUGUGCGGCUAAUGCAGUUGCUGACACGGCUGAGAGAGUGUUUUCAACAGCUACAACAAUGUCAUUUUCUCCACUCAGGUCAUUUGUAUCUUCAGCACCAUCAGCUUUCCAGUCAAUGAGAACUCCUCCUGCAGGUGCUUUGUACACAGCCCUUGGGCCAAUAUCUGCAACUACCUCAUCAGUAACUUCAUCAACAAUAACAGUGCCAGUAUAUUCUGUAGUCAAUGUUUUGUCUGAACCAGCAUUAAAGAAGCUCCCAGAGUCGUCUUCACUUACAAAAUCAGCUGCUGCUUUACUGUCGCCUAUUAAAACAUUGACUACAGAGGCACGCACACAGCCUCCCUUUAAUCGAACUUCAUCUCCAAUAAAAUCAUCCUUGUUUUUAGCACCCUCUGCUCUCAAAUUGUCCACACCAUCUUCUUUAUCCUCCAGUCAGGAGAUACUGAAAGAUGUUGCUGAAAUGAAAGAGGAUCUAAUAAGAAUGACUGCAAUAUUGCAGACAGAUGUCGCAGAGGACAAACCGUUCCAACCUGACAUACCAAAAGAGGGUAGAAUUGAUGAUGAAGAGCCCUUUAAAAUUGUUGAGAAAGUAAAAGAGGACUUAGUAAAAGUUAGUGAGAUUCUGAAAAAAGAUGUGUGUUUAGAAAGUAAAGGGUCGGCUAAAGUAUCCAAAAGUGAUCAAGGACACCUGUCUGAGGAUGACUGGGUAGAGUUCAGUACAGAGGAGAUUGAUGAAGCAAGACAGCAAGCUUUGACAAGCCCUCCUAUAUCUGUUCCAGAGAAAGUCCAAAUUAAAACUAAAACCAUGUCGGAAAAGGAUUAUAGCUUGUCAAAAGUUAUUGAUUACUUAGCAAAUGAUAUCGGUAGCAGUUCGUUAACAAACAUAAAGUACAAAUUUGAAGAGGGGAAAAAAGAAGGUGAAGAGAGACAAAAACGCAUUUUAAAACCAGCUAUUGCUUUACAGGAACAUAAACUUAAAAUGCCUCCAGCCUCCAUGAGGCCUUCAACAUCAGAAAAGGAGUUAUGUAAAAUUGCAGAUUCCUUUUUUGGAACAGAUACUAUUUUAGAGUCUCCAGAUGACUUUUCUCAACAUGAUCAAGAUAAAAGUCCCUUAUCUGACAGUGGCUUUGAAACAAGGAGUGAAAAGACACCUUCUGCCCCACAAAGUGCUGAAAGCACAGGGCCAAAACCACUUUUCCAUGAUGUACCCAUCCCUCCCGUCAUUACAGAAACUAGAACCGAAGUAGUUCAUGUUAUCCGCAGCUAUGAACCAUCAUCUGAAGAAAUUCCAGAACAGAAAGCAGAAGAGCUUCCGUCCUCGAAACCUUCCCCUACAUUUAUGGAGCUGGAGCAAAAACCUGCUGGAUCUAUUAAAGAGAAGGUUAAAGCUUUUCAAAUGAAAGCUAGCAGCAGCGAAGAUGAUGACCAUAAGUGUGUCCUUAGUAAAGGUGUCCGAGUAAAAGAAGAAACUCAUAUCACUACGACAACUAGGAUGGUUUAUCAUAAACCUCCAUGCACAGAAAGCACAUCUGAAAGAAUUGAGGAAACAAUGUCUGUUCAUGACAUAAUGAAAGCCUUUCAGUCUGGACGGGACCCUUCCAAAGAACUGGCAGGUCUGUUUGAACAUAAAUCAUCAGUAACAUCCGAUGUUAGCAAGUCUGCUGAAACUUCACCGCAACAUGCAGAGAAGGACAGCAAAAUGAAACCCAAACUGGAGCGAAUAAUAGAGGUCCAUAUUGAAAAAGGUAAUCAGGCUGAACCUACUGAAGUCAUUAUUAGAGAAACAAAAAAGCAUCCAGAAAAAGAAAUGUAUGUAUAUCAGAAAGACUUACCUCGGGGAGAUAUUAACUUAAAAGAGUUGGAAAAACAUGAUGCUUUUCCUUGUUCAGAUGAACAAGGUCAGCAAGAAGAAGAGGAGCUCACGGCCGAAGAGUCACUUCCUUCUUAUCUGGAAUCCUCUAGAGUUAACACUCCUGUGUCCCAGGAAGAAGACAGUCGCCCUAGUUCUGCUCAACUCAUGUCUGAUGACUCUUACAAAACACUGAAGCUUUUGAGUCAGCACUCAAUAGAAUACCAUGAUGAUGAGUUGUCAGAACUAAGAGGGGAGUCUUACAGGUUUGCUGAGAAAAUGCUUCUUUCAGAAAAGCUAGAUGUGUCUCAUUCUGAUACUGAGGAGUCAGUUACUGACCAUGCUCUACCCCUUAGUGCAGAGUUACAGGGGUCUGAUAAACGAUGCAGAGAAAAAGUAGCUACUGCCCCCAAAAAAGAGAUUCUCUCCAAAAUCUAUAAAGAUGUGUCUGAAAAUGGUGUAGGUAAAAUGUCUAAAGAUGAUCAUUAUGAUAAAGUGACAGUGUUACACUACACUGGAGAUGUUAGUAGUCCAAAACAUGCGAUGUGGAUGCGCUUUACUGAGGACAGAUUAGACAGAGGUAGAGAAAAGUUGAUAUAUGAAGACAGGGUGGACAGGACUGUUAAAGAGGCAGAAGAAAAACUGACUGAAGUAUCACAGUUUUUUCGGGAUAAAACAGAGAAGUUGAAUGACGAGCUACAGUCUCCGGAGAAAAAGCAGCAUAAAAAAAAUGGCAAAGAAAUACAUUCUAGCCAGAGCUCUGCCAGCAGCAGCCCUGAGAAAGUUCUGCUUUCUGAGUUACCAUCAUCCAGUGACGAAUGGAGUAAGGUGAAGCAGUAUGCACACGAUGGGAAAUGCUUUCCCAAGGUGGAUGAAAGAAAAGCAUCCAGUUUGCCCAGCAGUCCUGAAAAAAGGAUAUUUGUGCAACCUGCAGAGGACUCUAAACAAACUAUGGAACACAAAGGAACUGCUCAGCAGACUGGAGUACCUGAGGUUUCACAGACUGGAUUUCAGCUGAAGCAAUCAAAGCUCAGUUCCAUUAGGCUUAAAUUUGAACAAAGUAUAAGUCCAAGGAGUAAGGAUGUAACUCAAGAAGAAAAAAAGCUGGAUGGUCAGUCCAAAAUUCCAGUAAAGAAAUUCCAAGAAAGUAAGUUACCAGUGUAUCAGUUUUAUUCCAGAGAGAAACACGCAAAGCAAGUAGAGGUCAUUGAUGGGAGCACAGCUUUACAGAAAGAGGUGAAAAUACAGGAAGAUUUUGUUCCAGGUAAAGGGAAAGCUGUCGAAGACUUUCGUGCUUCAGACACACAAAAACAAAGAACUGAGAUGAGUAAAGGCGUGCCAGAAUACUUUUCAGAACCACAGGCAAAAGACCUGGCGUAUGGCUCAGACUCAACAACGAAGGGACACUGGGACAAAAAAGUUUAUAGAACAUGGGAAAGUCCUGGAACUUCUAAUCAUAAAACACAAAAAGAAAAACUUUCACAUGUGCUGGUUCCAGAUACAGUAAAAGAAAACCAUGUUGAUCAUGCUGAAACUAAAACUGACAAAAAAAGUGAAUUUAUCACUGUGACAGAGCACAAACUGGCAGCAAAUGGAAUUCAUGCAGAAGAAGUGAAGGAACUGACUGUAAAAUCUCCAUCAAAAAGGGUUUUAUACAGAGAAUUUGUUGUCAGGGAGGGGGAACGUAAUGGUGAAGUGGCUGAUAAAAUAUCCAAAAGGAAAGAAGAAAUUGCUGUGUCCCAUAUUCCAGUCAGAAUUGUCGAAGAGAAGAGAACCACGCUUGAUGGUGUCUAUGAACUUUCAGCGAAAGUAUCCCAAUCAGCUGUGAUUAAGGAGAAAGUUGAGAGGCAGAUUGAUUAUGUGGAAGAUGAAAAAAUAAAGCAUUCAGAAAUCAGAAAAGUUACCAAGCAGCAGAGCUCGAUAGGUCUAAGUCCACCUGUUGAGGAAAUGGAGAUAUCCCCUAGCAAAUCACCAGAUUCUUUAGAAUGUAGUCCAGGAAAGGAGUUUCCUUCGAGUGAGUUAGUUGACCCCGGUGCCAGUGAUUACUUGGAUAAAGUUGCACCGCUAGUAAGCACUGAGGGAGUAAAAGAAAUUAAGACCUUACCUGUUUACGUCAGUUUUGUUCAAGUAGGAAAGCAAUAUGAGAAAGAGGUGCAACAAGGAAAUAUUAAAAAAAUUGUCAGUCAGGAGAGUAAGACAGUACAAGAGACAAGGGGGACAUUUUACACAGCUAGACAGCAAAAACAACCUCCUUCUCCGCAAGGUAGCCCAGAAGAUGACACACUAGAACAAGUGUCCUUUAUAGAUAGCUCUGGUAAAAGCCCUUUGACACCAGAAACACCGAGUUCAGAGGAAGUGAGUUAUGAGUUUACAUCUAAAACACCUGACUCACUAAUAGCUUAUAUCCCAGGCAAGCCCAGUCCCAUACCUGAGGUAUCUGAGGAAUCAGAGGAAGAAGCAGAGGCUAAGUCAACAUCUGUAAAACAGGCAGAGGUUGAGGAAUCACAAACUGACAGAACAUUACCUAAUCAUAUAAAUAAGGACUCUAACAAAAGACCCAAAAGUAACAGAGUUGCCUACAUUGAAUUCCCUCCUCCUCCACCACUGGAUGCAGACCAAGGCGAGUCAGAAAAGAAGCCUCAUUAUUCCACUGAGCGUGAAAUGGAGAUGACAGAAGUGAACUUGCAAGAUGAACGUGACAAAUGCCAACUGGCUGAACCUGUCAUAAGAGUACAGCCACCGUCUCCUGUGCCACCGGGAGCAGAUGUCAGUGAUUCCAGUGAUGAUGAAUCUCUCUAUCAACCUGUUCCACUUAAAAAGUAUACGUUCAAACUGAAAGAACUGGAAGAUGACCAGAAAGAAACCUCAAAACCCAGAGCCCCUGAAAAGAUUGAGAAACAGAAAGACUUAGGACAUCCCACUUCUGGGAAACCUAAUGAGUUUGACAUUGGGCUUGAUUCACCCCAGAAUGACGUAGUGCAAAAUGGGAGUAACAAUGACCAGUCUGUCACAGAGUGUUCCAUAGCAACCACUGCAGAAUUCUCCCAUGAUACCGAUGCGACAGAGAUUGACUCUCUUGAUGGCUAUGAUUUGCAAGAUGAAGAUGAUGGUUUAACUGAGAGUGAUUCUAAACUUGCAGGUCCGGCAGUUGAAACCAAAAAGGACGUCUGGACUACAGAAGGCAUUCUAAAGCAGACUGAUCGCUGCUUUAGCCAGAGUAAGCUUGAAGUCAUUGAGGAGGAAGGCAAGGUAGGCUCUGAAGAAGACAAGGCACCUUUGAAGGGUCCAGCUUCUGAAAAAGCCGGAGAUAAGAGUGAACAGAAGUCGGGGGCACAGUUUUUCACUUUGGAAGGCAGACACCCUGACAGGACUGUAUUUCCUGAUACGUAUUUCAGUUACAAAGUAGACGAAGAAUUUGCAACACCUUUCAAAACGGUGGCCACCAAGAGUCUAGAUUUCGAUCCGUGGUCCAAUAACCGAGGUGACGAUGAAGUGUUUGAGACUAAGUCAAGGGAUGAUGAGGCUAAGACAUUUGGUCUGGCAGUGGAAGACAGAUCUCAAGCAACAACACCUGAUACAACUCCAGCCAGAACUCCAACAGAUGAAAGUACGCCAACUAGCGAGCCCAACCCCUUCCCAUUUCAUGAAGGGAAGAUGUUUGAGAUGACUCGCAGUGGUGCAAUUGACAUGAGCAAGAGGGAUUUUGUUGAAGAAAGACUCCAAUUUUUUCAGAUUGGUCCACAGAGUCCAUGUGAACGGACAGAUAUAAGGAUGGCAAUUGUAGCCGAUCACCUAGGACUUAGCUGGACAGAACUGGCAAGAGAACUGAAUUUUUCUGUGGAUGAAAUAAAUCAAAUCCGAGUAGAAAACCCAAAUUCUCUUAUUGCUCAAAGCUUCAUGUUAUUAAAAAAAUGGGUUACCAGAGAUGGGAAAAAUGCUACAACUGAUGCCUUAACUUCUGUAUUGACAAAAAUUAAUCGAAUAGAUAUCGUGACCCUGUUGGAAGGACCAAUAUUUGAUUAUGGAAAUAUUUCAGGCACCAGAAGUUUUGCAGAUGAAAAUAAUGUUUUUCAUGAUCCCAUUGAUGGUUAUCCCAGCAUUCAAGUGGAACUGGAAACUCCCACUGGGUUGCGCUUCGUGCCGCCCACCCCUUCCCAUCAGGACGAUUUCUUUAGCGACACCUCUAGCCUAGAGUCACCCCUUAGAACUCCCAGUAGACUGAGUGAUGUGUUAGUGACCUCCCAGGGACACGUAGAUGGUACAGCAGCAGCACCGCCAGUGGUGACUGAAGAAGACACUUCACUGGAUGACAGCAAACUCGAUUUCUCAGUGCCUAGAGAAGGAACACCCAAAGAUAUUUCCAUAGGCAAGAGCCAGUUGGAGGAAGUGGACCUUAAGGAUUUUCCACGGUAUCUUGGUAGUUAUGGCGGGAUAUCAAAAGAUGCUAAACAAAGGCAGAGUGAAGAGACUAGUAAAAGAGGAGUAAGGACUGAACAGCCUGAGAGAGAAAAGUCUGGUACUGAUGAGGAGAUGACGGAAGAAAAACUUAAAUCUCUGUUUGAGGACAUUCAUCUGGAAGAAGGAGCGGAGUCUGAGGAGAUGACGGAAGAAAGAGUAUGGUCAAUUCUUAAAGGUGUUCAACAAGCAGAACACGAAAUAUCUUCAAUUACAGGUUGGCAGCCUGACUCGUCAAGUGUCACUGAGCCACCGUCGGGACGCAGAAUAGGUGGUAGCCUGCUAGAUCGCUUGGAUGAUAGUUUGGACCAAUGUAGGGAUUCUGUUACCUCAUAUGUCAAAGGAGAAGCAGGGAAGCCUGAAACAAAUGGAAGCCUAUCCGAAUCCACAACAGAGACGAAAUCUAAAUCCUACAUCCUGGAAUCUUUAAAUGAUGUGGGCAAACAGAGUGACAAAGAAGCCCUGAAAACAAAGCCCCAAAUUUCAGCUGGUACUGAUGAGCAAACGUUGUCAACAACAGCAUAUCAGAAAUCUUUGGAAGAGACUAGCAAGCCAACAACAGAAGGCAACAAAACAUCUGUGCCUGUCAGUGUGAAGAAGAUGAGCUGGAGUACUUCUGAGGAUGGCAAGCCAAGAACAAGCAUCCAGGAGGAGGAGGGAACAGUAAUGUCUGAACAGAAGGAAUGUAGUGACAGUGACAGUGAGAUUGAGAGUGAUUCGAGCUCAGAUGAAGAGCAGAGAAUUACCACAAGAGUUUAUCGACGACGGUUGAUUCUGAAGGGUGAGGAAGCAAAAAACAUUCCUGGUGAAUCUGUAACAGAGGAACAGUUUACCGACGAAGAAGGCAACGUCAUCACGAGAAAAAUCACCCGGAAGGUAGUAAGACGCGUUGUUAUCCCCCAUGAGAGGAAAGUUGGUGAAAUGCAGGGAGAAGCUUAUAAGGUUAAGACAAAGAAAGAAGUCAGACACGUGGAGAAAAAAAGUUACUCAUGAAAGCUGAAAGCCAACCACUGAACGGACUGUGUGCUUUUACUGCCAGUAUUCUAGAGGGACACUCACGGAAGAAAAAUCAACAGGAAUUAAACAUUCACCUAUAAAAGUGUGCGUGUGUUUGCUGCUUCCACACAUUAACCGCAUGGUUUUUAUGCAAAAACAAACAAACAAAAAAACCAAACAAAAAAAUUAAUUUAGCAUGAGCCAAUUUACAGAGCAUGGAAAUUCACGUUCAUUCACAGGAUUGGAGGGUGCGCAGUUCCAAUGCAGUGUACAUACAAGAUGCCAUGCUGUUACAGCUUCUUUCAAGCAGUUUGAUGUCAUCUCAAAAGAAAUAAAUUCCUGUGGCCAGAAGGGAUGUACGAAGACGAAAUGGUUAAACCAUGGAAAGACACUAAAAUUACUAAAAUCCACAACAGCUCGCCUUAUUUUUCUUGGACCCAAACUGUCAGGGUAUAAAACACUAUUUGUUUCUUUUUUAAACAUCAAUAGUUUUGCUGUAAAUAAAUAACACUGUAUAAAUUCUAACAAAAUAGAAUAAAUGUUGAUAAGGCACUGCCUUUUUGAUCACAAACAGAAUAUUGCAAAUGCAUUGAGCAGGCUAGGUGUCUCAAAUGGCUGCACCUACAGGGAUAUUCUGGGUGUAUCUUCACAGAUUCUUGUAUAUUAGCAAUUAUAAUGUUUGUAUAUGCAAAAACGCUAGCUUGAUUUUAAAAAAAUCUUUAAAAUCUGCUGCAAAUUUAAAUGAUUCCCAAAAUGAGGAAUUCUGUAGUUCUGUGAAAAUUUUUCUUCAGAGUACUAAUAUUUUGAUGCAUGUGUUUCACCUUAUUUUGAUUAAAUCUUUUCCAGUUUUGCAAACACUAUACCGCAACAUGAAAAAUAAGAUUUUAUCUGUAAACACAAAGCCCUUCAUCUAAUAUUUGUUGCUGUUGCCAAUUUUACAAUGAAAUGACCUAAAACCCAUAACAUAUACAGUAGUUGCAUUAUGGGGAGGGGGGUGCUAUCUGUUCUCGCUUCGUAACGGGGGUAAUGCUUGCAGCUUUAGAAGUGGGUUGGUGCUCUAAGGAGCACAAGUUUGGGAUAUUUUUAAAUGAACUGAAGAGAAAUUAUUAGCUAAUAGACUGGCAGCACGCUGUAAAAUUAUUACUGUAUUGUGUACUGGCUAUAAGAUGUAGAAUCUUUCAGUAAGCCAAUCAUCUGUAAUCAUCCUAGCAGUGUAAUAUUAGGUUGUUAAGGCUGCUGUGUUUUAAAGGGCAUUUUUAUUUGGGUUUUGGUGAAAUACUUUAAUUUGUUGAUUAUAUUCAUAUGGAAACAGCAUUCAUUGAUAAUAGCUCUAAUUACAUAUGUAUGAAAACAACAAACACUGGAUGAUCUAGUUGAUUAUUUAAGCAUAAAAUAAAUUGUGUUAAAACUC